This is a messenger RNA of Atta colombica, 451 nucleotides long. RefSeq lists its product as uncharacterized. The transcript has 3 exons. The record is from RefSeq and is a predicted model, not a curated record. NCBI's taxonomy places the organism in Eukaryota, Metazoa, Arthropoda, Insecta, Hymenoptera, Formicidae. The coding region runs from base 94 to 408 and encodes 104 amino acids.
GUUUUUAUCUCCUGGCGAUAUCCCGGCGUCCCGUCAACAGCAGACAUCAUCGUGAAUCUCGACCCGGCGAUUCUCUGCGACGUGUAACGCAUCAUGCCCGUCUGUCUCGGUACCGAUCGUUCAGGCGCUAUCGAAUUUAGGAUGCUCAGUAAGGACAGAAUCGAGGAUGCUCUGAUCGUACAGCAGCAUUCCAUGCGGCAGGAGUGCAUCGCGAUCGGCAUGGGUAUGUACGAGGAUCUCGGAGCUUCCGAAGAGAUGCAGUUAGUCUUCAGGGAGGUCAUUAAAGACGGAUGCACGGUGAUUGCUGUCGAUCAAUCAGAUCGCGUUGUCGCCGUGGCGUUCAACAAGUUACACGCAAAUGUUUCCCCAGCAAGAAGAGGACCCUUUUGCAUUUUUUGUAGAAAAUAACAUCAAGCAUCGCUCGUGUCGGGAUUUGAUUGAGUUCAUCGAC